AAAUUGAUAUUUGGCUUUAAUCGAGGGAGGGGGGAUGAAGGGAGAGCACCAUGCCGGAGUGUUAGGCAGGGAGGGAAACACAAACCGACAGCUUUACACGAACCAAUGCAGAUUUGGAAAGGCACCAUGUAAAUUUUGCUGGAUCUAAAGGUCGUGUUGGAAUGGGCGACACCUGGAGAUGGAAAGAAUGCUUGGUAAAGAAAGCCAGAGAGUUCGACUGAUCCUGCUGCGUCUCUCGGUUUCUCGCUCAGGCCUCGGUCAUGAACUUGGCUCUUGCGGCACUGAGGCUUAUGUGCCUGGCCUGGCUGUGGCCCGUCGCACGGCUCAAAGGAAGCAACACGCAAAACCAGCGAAGGCACAAGGACGUCUAUCUGGGCGAAAACACCCGACACAAAUUUGGAGGACGAAUAGACUUUAAAACAAAGAAGUCGGACAGCACCAAAUCUCUGCUGAUUAAAUCAGAACAGCUCUUGCGAAUCGAGGAUCACGACUUCGCCAUGAGACCUGGUUUUGGAGGUUCGGCUAUUCCAGUGGGCAUCGAUGUGCAGGUGGAGAGCAUUGACGGCAUUUCAGAGGUCAAUAUGGACUUCACCAUGACACUGUACCUCAGGCAUUACUGGCAGGACGACAGGCUGGCCUUCCCUUCCAGCAAUAACAAGAGCCGAACAUUCGACGCGCGGCUGGUGAAAAAGAUUUGGGUGCCAGACGUCUUCUUUGUUCACUCCAAGCGUUCCUUCAUUCAUGACACCACCAUGGAAAACAUCAUGCUCAGAGUCUUUCCAGACGGGAACAUUCUUUACAGCGUCAGGAUCACAGUAACGGCCCUCUGCUCCAUGGACUUCAGCAGAUUCCCGCUGGACACACAAAACUGCUCUCUGGAGCUGGAGAGCUACGCAUACAAUGAGAACGACCUCAUGCUCUAUUGGAAGAAUGGGAACGAUUCAUUAAGGACUGACGAGAUUGCACUCUCGCAGUUUUUUAUUGAAGAAUUCCACCCUUCCUACGGGCUUGCCUUCUACAGCAGCACCGGCUGGUAUAACAGGCUGUACAUAAACUUCAUCCUCAGGAGACACAUAUUCUUCUUCAUGCUGCAGACAUACUUUCCCACAAUGCUAAUGGUCAUGCUCUCCUGGGUUUCCUUCUGGAUCGACAGGAGAGCUGUACCGGCCCGCGUCUCUCUAGGAAUCACCACCGUGUUGACCAUGUCCACCAUCAUCACGGGUGUGUCGGCCUCCAUGCCGCAGGUGUCCUAUGUGAAGGCGGUCGACAUCUACCUGUGGGCCAGUUUCCUCUUCGUGUUCCUUUCGGUCAUUGAAUACGCUGCAGUAAAUUACUUCACCACAGUAGAGGAGAUGAAGAAACUCCAGAAAGGAAAGCUUCCAGUUUCCUACGACGCGACUCAGGCAAUGGCGUACGACGGCUGUUUUCACGACGACAUCGACGCGUCGCCGUUCCCUGAACUGCCGACCACGCCGAGCACCACGCGCACCAUUCCGGCCAGAGCCUCAUCCACCGAGCCGCCGCCGACCGAGGGCACGAGACUCUGGAAGAAGCGCUCGGUCGGCAAAAACAUCCGCUUCAUCAUGAGCAACAGCUACAUGAUCGACUCCUACUCCAGAAUCCUCUUUCCACUGGCCUAUCUGCUCUUCAACAUCAUCUACUGGUGCAUCUACUCCUGAAGAUGCGCUGUUGGGGACAAAAUGAGCACAAGUGACCUGAAAAAGUGGACAAUGUUGCUGAAAGGAUUCAGAUGGAUGUGUGGUUCAUACACCUACACAAGACGCCUCUUAAAUAUUCUGUAUGCGUAUAGGCCUACUUCCAAAACACAUUAAAAAUGUUUAGCUCAUUCAACGAUAUAGCUAUAGAAAAAAGAGAGAGCGCUUGACAGUUCUGUGGAUUUACUGGAUUUAUAUUGAUUAGGUAGUAAAAUGGUUAUAUUUGUU
Messenger RNA from Danio aesculapii, 1943 nucleotides. It is a transcript of the gene gabrr3a, whose product is annotated as gamma-aminobutyric acid type A receptor subunit rho3a. The coding region runs from base 261 to 1679 and encodes 472 amino acids. The record is from RefSeq and is a predicted model, not a curated record. Gene Ontology annotation, biological process: chemical synaptic transmission; nervous system process; signal transduction. The transcript has 9 exons. NCBI's taxonomy places the organism in Eukaryota, Metazoa, Chordata, Actinopteri, Cypriniformes, Danionidae. Gene Ontology annotation, molecular function: extracellular ligand-gated monoatomic ion channel activity; neurotransmitter receptor activity; GABA-A receptor activity. Gene Ontology annotation, cellular component: neuron projection; synapse; GABA-A receptor complex.